Mizuhopecten yessoensis (Yesso scallop) is the source of this 1298-nucleotide messenger RNA. RefSeq names its product succinate dehydrogenase cytochrome b560 subunit, mitochondrial-like. Gene Ontology annotation, biological process: tricarboxylic acid cycle; mitochondrial electron transport, succinate to ubiquinone. Lineage: Eukaryota; Metazoa; Mollusca; Bivalvia; Pectinida; Pectinidae. The record is from RefSeq and is a predicted model, not a curated record. Gene Ontology annotation, cellular component: membrane. Bases 61 to 558 code for a protein of 165 amino acids. Gene Ontology annotation, molecular function: succinate dehydrogenase activity; electron transfer activity. The transcript is spliced from 6 exons.
CCUCGGACUUUGCCUUGGGGAAUGAGGUAAAACCUAGAAAACACCAAAUACAUAUUCAAGAUGGCGCUUUUACUAAGGAGUCUUGGCAGAAAAGGACUUCUAGGACACAACAGAUUGGUGAUAACAAAAUGCAUACAGCCAUCAUCAUCACAAGCCUACGAUGAAAUGAAGGAUUUCUGGCAAAAAAACAAAAAGCUCAACCGACCAAUGUCUCCUCAUUUAUCGAUCUAUAGUCCACAGCUGACCUCUAUGUUGUCACUUGGUCACAGAGCCACAGGCAUAGCCAUGGCUGUUGCUAUUCCAGUAGUAGCGGCUGGCAUGAUGGUUGCACCUGGAGAUUUCACCUCUUACCUAAAUGCUGUUCAUCUGGGUCCAGCAAGUGUGAUUGCCUGUAAAUACAUAGUGGCAUUUCCCUUCACUUACCACUACAUCAAUGGUGUUCGUCAUCUGGCGUGGGACUGGGCUAAAGGAUUCAGCCUAAAGGACACCUACAACAGUGGAUACUUCGUAGUGGCUCUCGCACUCAUUGUCACAGCCUGUCUUGUCCACCUGGUGUGACUUUCAAUGAUCUUGGCGGUGCUUGAGUCAAACUUUGUAAGACAUUUUCACCAAUUAAUGACAGAAAAAUACAUUAAUUUGUAUUGUGCUAUCAGUAUAUUAUGCUGAAAAACCUCUACUGAAAGGAUGUUAUAUUGAUACUUUGUGACUUUCAAAGAAAAUCACUGCAGUUUUUUUUUAUCUCAUUCACCCCUGAAAUUUCAUAAUAAACUAUUCCAACCUUUGAAUUGGAAGAGUUCAAAUGUGUCUUCAGGGGUGAAUGAGUUAAAGAAGAAAGAAGUUUAUUCAGAAUCCAUGGAUUCUGAUAGAUUUUUGAAAAUAUUAAAUUUCGAUAGGAAAAAUGCCAAAAACAAAAAGCAUUUUUGAAUUUUUGGAGAUAUGGUUAAAAUUUGACAUCACAUUUAAAGUUCGGAACACAGAAAGUUUAUGCAGACUUAUGGGUUUUUAACGUUGAGGUUAUGGAUGUAAAAGUCCAUACACAUGUAUAACUAGUAUGAUUCUUGUUCUCCUGACUUUGUUGAUGCCAUACUAUAUAUAUCCAAUCUUAUAACCUUUUCGAUUAUUAUAUGUUUAAUAUAUGCUUUUCAUCUGUGCUUGUUGAUGCAGAGAGCAUGUUGCUGUCUGAUUUUUAUAUUUAAUACAAAAGAAGUAUGGUCCAAGUACGAACAUCUUGACCGAUUGAUCUGGUAUAAUGGAGCUCUACUUCUUUUUAGUAUUGAAAUAAAGACAUAAAAAACAAC